Messenger RNA from Cynocephalus volans (Philippine flying lemur), 1386 nucleotides. It is a transcript of the gene PAX6, whose product is annotated as paired box 6. Gene Ontology annotation, biological process: regulation of transcription by RNA polymerase II; anatomical structure development. Gene Ontology annotation, molecular function: RNA polymerase II cis-regulatory region sequence-specific DNA binding; DNA-binding transcription factor activity, RNA polymerase II-specific. The coding region runs from base 1 to 1386 and encodes 461 amino acids. The record is from RefSeq and is a predicted model, not a curated record. The transcript is spliced from 11 exons. NCBI's taxonomy places the organism in Eukaryota, Metazoa, Chordata, Mammalia, Dermoptera, Cynocephalidae.
AUGCAGAACAGUCACAGCGGAGUGAAUCAGCUCGGUGGUGUCUUUGUCAACGGGCGGCCACUGCCGGACUCCACCCGGCAGAAGAUUGUAGAGCUAGCUCACAGCGGGGCCCGGCCGUGCGACAUUUCCCGAAUUCUGCAGGUGAUCCUCCCGGCGCCGCCCCACUCGCCGCCCCCGCGGCCCUCUGCUCUCGAGGCCCUCUCUUCAUUUCUUCCUACCCAUGCAGAUGCAAAAGUCCAAGUGCUGGACAAUCAAAACGUGUCCAACGGAUGUGUGAGUAAAAUUCUGGGCAGGUAUUACGAGACUGGCUCCAUCAGACCCAGGGCAAUCGGUGGUAGUAAACCGAGAGUAGCGACUCCAGAAGUUGUAAGCAAAAUAGCCCAGUAUAAGCGGGAGUGCCCGUCCAUCUUUGCUUGGGAAAUCCGAGACAGAUUACUGUCCGAGGGGGUCUGUACCAACGAUAACAUACCAAGUGUGUCAUCAAUAAACAGAGUUCUUCGCAACCUGGCUAGCGAAAAGCAACAGAUGGGCGCAGACGGCAUGUAUGAUAAACUAAGGAUGUUGAACGGGCAGACCGGAAGCUGGGGCACCCGCCCCGGGUGGUAUCCGGGGACUUCGGUGCCAGGGCAACCCACGCAAGAUGGCUGCCAGCAGCAGGAAGGAGGGGCAGAGAAUACCAACUCCAUCAGUUCCAACGGAGAAGAUUCAGAUGAGGCUCAAAUGCGACUUCAGCUGAAGCGGAAGCUGCAAAGAAAUAGAACAUCCUUUACCCAAGAGCAAAUUGAGGCCCUGGAGAAAGAGUUUGAGAGAACCCAUUAUCCAGAUGUGUUUGCCCGAGAAAGACUAGCAGCCAAAAUAGAUCUACCUGAAGCAAGAAUACAGGUAUGGUUUUCUAAUCGAAGAGCCAAAUGGAGAAGAGAAGAAAAACUGAGGAAUCAGAGAAGACAGGCCAGCAACACACCUAGUCAUAUUCCUAUCAGCAGUAGUUUCAGCACCAGUGUCUACCAACCAAUCCCACAACCCACCACACCUGUUUCCUCUUUCACAUCUGGCUCCAUGUUGGGCCGAACGGACACAGCCCUCACAAACACCUACAGCGCUCUGCCGCCCAUGCCCAGCUUCACCAUGGCGAACAACCUGCCUAUGCAACCCCCAGUCCCCAGCCAGACCUCCUCGUACUCCUGCAUGCUGCCCACCAGCCCUUCGGUGAACGGGCGGAGUUAUGAUACCUACACCCCCCCACAUAUGCAGACACACAUGAACAGUCAGCCAAUGGGCACCUCGGGCACCACUUCAACAGGACUCAUUUCCCCUGGUGUGUCAGUUCCAGUUCAAGUUCCUGGAAGUGAACCUGAUAUGUCUCAAUAUUGGCCAAGAUUACAGUAA